Molecule: messenger RNA, 4879 nt
Organism: Aspergillus brunneoviolaceus CBS 621.78
Lineage: Eukaryota; Fungi; Ascomycota; Eurotiomycetes; Eurotiales; Aspergillaceae
Product: U6 snRNP complex subunit PRP24
Exons: 4
Coding region: 499-4425 (1308 amino acids)
Biological process (GO): RNA processing
Cellular component (GO): ribonucleoprotein complex
Molecular function (GO): RNA binding; protein binding
Source: RefSeq, a predicted model, not a curated record
UUUUUUUUUUCUCUCUUUUUUUUUUUUUUUCCUUUCUCCUUUUAUUUAUUUCCCCCCUCCGCUUGUUCUUCUUUACUUUCUGAAGUUCCUCUGUUUUCUUCCUGCCGUCGGCCAGCCCACUCAACUGGCCCGAAUAAGUGACGAACGGACCCCCUUCCAUCCCACCCUACCCAGACCGACAACAAGGAUAUUCAAAAGCAAGAAUACGCCACUCCAUCCCUCGGUUCCUCAAGACACAGAAGAAGAAUAAGAGGAACAAAAGAAGAAUCUGGCCGGGUUGUGACGAGUGCAGGAAUGGACUCGUUGAUGAGGUCACUUGCAACGGUUCCUCUCUAAUUCGAAGUUUUUCUUUUCUCUCCUUCGUCUAUUCCCUUAGUCUCUCAUUCCACUUCGAAAACUUCCUUACGUCAGCACCAUAGCUGGCGCUUGGACUUUUGCUUGAUAUCUGCCGCCCCGGUUUUUGCUCUCGUCUUUCUACCCCGUCAUCCCACAGCCUUGAUGAUGGACAUCAACUCCCUCCUUUCGCCUCAGGAUUCCAACUCACAGUCCGGGCGCACCACGCCCACCGCCGGGUCUACGCCUGUCAACAAUGCCUCGGUUCCCGUCUCAGGCCCGCCGCAGCCAAAACCCUUGCGAAAGUCUCGUCCCGGCGCAACCAAGCAGGGUAUGACCUCCUCGCCGCUGGCGCAACAUGUGUACGCCCCGAAUCAACUGCCUGAUCCGUCACCGCCCGCCAACAGCCCCAAGGUUGGUCCUAGCAUAGGCAGUGGCAGUGGCAGUGGCAGCGGAACGCCCCCGGCAACCGACUUGCCGCCUGCGAGACAGCCCUCCACCCCAGGUAUGGACACACUGGCCGACCUAGCGUCGAUGCAGCAUCACCAGCCUCAGCGUCCCGGCGCCCCUCUCUUGCGCAGCACCGAGUCCUACGAAAGCCAGCUGUCACCCUCCACCAUGUUCCCUCACGUCAACCCCAUUUCCCACAACACGCCCACUCCCCGAUCCUCCUUCGAUAUCGCGAUGUCCGACGGUCCCAGGGAGACCGCCCAACGAAGCUACUUGGAUAGCUCUUUGGUCCCCAACGCACAGCGGCAGGCGACCGACUUAUUUGCUCAGAUACAGGAAAACCCACAGUCGUACGAAGCGCACGUCCGGUUCAUUCGUUUGCUACACGCGGGCUUCGUCAACCACGUCUAUCCGCCGAACAACCCGGAAAUCCAUGGGGAUCCACGCAAGUAUGAUCUGCUUAAGGACAUGCGCACCGCUCGCGAGGAGAUGGACAAGCUUUUCGCCAUGGGCGAGGAUUUGUGGGCGGAGUGGAUCCAGGAUGAGAGUAUGCUGGCACAAUCGGUGGAGGAACGCAUCGCAGUCAUGGAGCUCUGCCAACGAUCGGUGGAGGAAGAGUACGGCAGCACCAAACUCUGGGGCAUUUAUGGAGAAUGGGUGCUGUACCUUUAUAAAUCGGCCCAUGGCGAUGCCAGCCAGAGCUCCUGGACCGAGGAAGAUCGGAUCAUCGGGCGCGAAGUUUUCACUUGGCCCUCCGUCUUGGAGGUUUGGCACAGGGGAGCCGAGUCGACCCAAUGGCGAAUCCACGACAGCCAUAUGGUGUGGGAUCGCUUCCUCGACUUGCUCGUCCAGGAUCUUGCCCGCAACGCUACCCAAGAGAAGGUGAAUCAUGUGCGGAACUUCUUUGAGGUCCGUCUUGCAACGCCCCACGCCACCUGGGACCAGACCUUUCAGCUCUUCUCCGGCUUUGUUUCAAACUACUACAACGCGAACUACGAAAAUAUCAUGGCCGACAUGGUUGGAAGACACGCCACGGCAGCCAAGGAACAAUACUCCGCCCGUGAGGAAUUCGAAAUCAAGUUACGCAAUGCGACCGAGUCCGGCGAGUUGGGACAGGAAUAUACCUUAUUCACGGAGUAUCUUGACUGGGAGCUCAAACAAAGUCGUCGGAAACGGCAAUUGAGCAAUUUUGAGUUCGUCAAGUCGAUCUACCAGCGCGCGGUUCUUCGUUUCCCGACCGAUUGCCACAUGUGGGAGGAUUUCAUCAUGUACCUUGUCAACGAAUCGAUGCACGGCAACACCAAAACUGCGACGAUGGCCACCUUGGACCGUGCGACUCGCCACUGUCCCGGUUCCGGUACCCUCUGGUCGCAAUAUCUGCUAAGCUCCGAGCGCGAAGGACAGUCCUUUGCGAAGAUCGCGGAUAUCAAGCACAAAGCGACCAGCACCGGUUUGCUAGAUGUUGGGGGCAUGGAGGAAGUGCUCAAAGUGCAUACCGCUUGGUGCAGUUAUCUGCGUCGACAGGCCUUCCUGUCUGACUCGACCGACGAAGAUAUCGACGUGGCGGAGGUUGGAAUCCGAUCUGCCAUUGAAAGCGUUCAGGAGCUUGGCGAGAAGAAAUACGGGCGGAACUACCAAGGGGACCCUUUGUUCCGCCUGGAACGGAUCUACAUCCGCUAUCUUAGCGAAAGCGGCAGCUGGGAUAGUGCCCGAGAGACUUUCAAGGGCCUUGUCGGUCGGCGCGGUAACAGCUACGAGUUCUGGCUGACCUACUACGAGUGGGAGCUCAUCUCCUGGAGCAAGUUUGUGCAGGGAGAAGCCACCAUUGACGCCGCCCGGCGGACACCCAACCCCAGCUACGCCACCGCCGUUCUGAAGCAGGCCAUCAAGCGGACAGAUUUGGAUUGGCCCGAGAAGAUCAUGCAGGUCUAUGUCGCUCACUGCGAGGAUUACGAAGACUCGGAUGAGCUGCAGCUGGCGAUCCUCGAAACCCGCAAGGCGAUGAGGGCCAUCACAGCCCGGCGCGAGCGGGACGCAAGGGAGGCGGCCGCGCGGCAGGCAGAGCAACAGGCCGCAGCCAUCGAGCAGGCGACACAAGUCGAAAAGAGGAAGCGGGAAGACGAGGUUGUCGUGAACGGAGCAGCACCUGCGAAACGGGCCCGUGCAGAAGAGUCCACCCCGUCUGUUCUCGUGACGCCUGAACCUGUUGCGCUUCAACGUGAUCGCGAGAAUGCAACCGUGGUCGUCAAGCAGUUGCCUCGUGGCAUUACGGAACAUAAAGUCCGGCAGUUCUUUCGCCAUUGCGGUACGAUCAACAGCCUGAAAAUGUUUUCUGCUCCAAAUGGGAAUUCGGAAACCGCCAUCAUAGAAUUUAACAACCGAGAUGAAGCCGUCGUCGCGCAGACCCGCGAUCAGAAGAUGAUCGAUGGACAAGCCAUCGAGGUUCAAUUCGGGUCAGGGUCUACACUCUUUGUCACCAAUUUCCCCCCCACUGCGGAUGAACAGUAUAUUCGUGAUUUGUUCCGUGAGCACGGAGAAAUCAUUGACAUCCGCUUCCCGUCUCUUAAGUAUAACACGCAUCGGCGAUUCUGUUAUGUGCAAUUCAAGACGUCUGGAGAAGCCUACAGCGCCACCCAACUAGACGGGUCUACAGUCGGCAAUGGCCUUCAUCUGGUCGCUAAGAUUUCCGAUCCCACUCGCAAACAAGACCGACAUGGUCCGAUGUACGAAGGACGCGAGAUUCAUGUGAGCAACCUGGACUGGAAGGCUAGCGAACAAGACGUGGAGGAGCUGUUUUUGCGGUUCGGCACCGUUGAACAAGUGCGCAUUCCUCGCAAGGUGGACGGAGGCAGCAAAGGUUUCUGUUAUAUUGUCUUCGCUUCCAAGGAGGAAGCCGAGGCAGCUUUGGUAAUGCACGAACAAGAGUACCGGUCCCGGCCUUUGCAAGUGAAGUUGUCCACGCCACAGGGGGCAAAACGGAGUGCCACAACAAUUCUGUCUCGCGUGUCAGCCUCGCGAUCUCCGUCGGUUGAAGCCAACGGAACUGGAGAGGAGGUUUCCAGCAGUGAUCGGGCCGCGCGUACUCUGGGUUUGAUGAAUGUUCCCGACACGGUCAACGAUGCACGGAUUCGCGCGCUAGUCGAGCCGUACGGCAAGCUGAUCAAGAUUAUCCUUCGGCCAGACCACCAAGGAGCGAUCGUCGAGUUCGCUGACAUUCAUGCUGCCGGAAAAGCCUCGCUGGAAUUGGAAGGACAGGAGAUUGCUCCCGGCCGGAGAUUGCACGUGGGAAGCGUACCGGAAAUGCUGAAGCAGUCGGCAGAGAAGAGAGGCCACUCGAGCACCGCCGGCAGCAAGGCGACUACUGAGAAGUCGGGGGCGAGACUCCAACCGACUGGACCGAUUAAACGGCCACCGCAGCCUGGGGCGCGCGGAGGCAAGCGCGGUCACUUGGGUGUGAAGCGAGCCACCGGUGGGUUGCAGGGGCAGAGCCACGCGCAGAAUGGCGCGCCUACGACCAACACCACGACGACGACGACGACGAUGACGAACAACACAGACAGCUCCGCCCCGGAUGACGGACCAAAAAUGAAAAAGAGCAAUGAUGACUUUCGUGCGAUGAUCCAGCAGAGUCGAGCGGAAUGAAAGCGUCCGACGCACUGGAUUGCAUUGGCGGGUUUGGCGUUACCUCCCUCUCUCUCUCUCUCUUUCUCUCCGCUUGCUGAUGACCUGGAUUUUUUUUUCUUUCUCUCUCUUCCAUUCUACACCCCCACCUUUGAUGUGUUUUUCUACCAUAACUUGUCACCGAGGCGGUGCUGACUCUGUCUUAUUUUUCUUUUUUAAUAUUCUUGCUGGUUGGCCGUGUAUUAUCAUGGACUUUGCUUCGGUCAUGGAACCCCCAGCCUCAUGUCGGAUGUAGAUUAUUCUGUAUCUUUCUUAUGAUUCUUCUUUUUUCUUUCAUCCUGAUGCCGUGGGUUCUUUCUGUCUUCGGGCCAGAAGGUUAUACUUUUCUUCUCCCCCACCGUGAGAUAGGCGAUGGAAUGAUGAGCACGAGUCCAGAGGAUGGAGAUGGACACCCUCCCACGUGAUUUGAUGGGAC